CAUCCAGGCGCUGCGGGAUGGCGCUCCGCGGGCCCCCCAGGCCGCGCAAAGUUCGUAGGAGGCGAGAGAUGCUGCCGCAGCAAGUUGGCUUCAUGUGCGCGAUUUUGGCCCUGGUGUGCUGUGCGUCUGGCCUCUUUGGCAGCUGGGGGCACAGAACAGCUUCUGUGAGCAAAUAUGUUCUCCCAGAUACAUGGAAAAAUAGAAGGCUGAUGGCACCAGUGAAUGGGACUGAGGCAGCUAAGAAUUGCACAGAUCCUGCGAUUCACGAGUUCCCCACAGACCUGUUCUCCAACCACGAGCGACAGCACGGGGCCGUUCUGCUGCAUAUUCUCGGGGCUUUGUACAUGUUCUACGCCUUGGCCAUAGUAUGUGAUGACUUCUUUGUUCCAUCUCUAGAGAAGAUCUGCGAGAAACUCCAUCUGAGCGAAGAUGUGGCUGGAGCCACCUUCAUGGCUGCGGGAAGCUCAACACCAGAGCUGUUUGCCUCUGUUAUUGGCGUGUUCAUCACCCACGGAGACGUCGGGGUUGGGACCAUCGUGGGCUCUGCUGUGUUCAACAUCCUGUGUAUAAUUGGAGUUUGUGGAUUAUUCGCAGGGCAGGUGGUCCGUCUGACAUGGUGGGCCGUGUGCCGAGACUCCGUGUACUACACCCUGUCUGUCAUCGUGCUCAUUGCUUUCAUAUAUGAUGAAGAAAUUGUAUGGUGGGAAGGCCUGGUGCUCAUCAUCUUGUACGUGUUUUACAUCCUGAUCAUGAAGUACAAUGUGAAGAUGCAGGCCUUUUUCACAAUCAAACAAAAGACUAUUGCAAAUGGCAACACAGUCAACAGUGAGCUGGAGGAUGUGAAGGAGGAGCCACAGUACAACAAAAACCCAGUGGUGAUGGUGGACGAGGUCAUGAGCUCCAGCCCUCCCAAGUUCACCUUCCCAGAGGCAGGCUUACGGGUCAUGAUCACCAAUAAAUUUGGGCCCAGGACUCGUCUGCGGAUGGCCAGCAGGAUCAUAAUUAAUGAGAGGCAGAGGCUGAUCAACUCAGCCAACGGCGUGAGCAGCAAGCCGCUUCAGAACGGGAGACACGAGAGCAUCGAGAACGGGAAUGUGCCCGUGGAAAACCUGGAAGAGCCACAGCGGGACCAAGAGCCCCCGCCGCAGCCCCCGCCGCCUCCCCAGGAGCCAGAGCCCGUGGAGGCCGCUUUCCUGUCCCCCUUCUCCAUGCCUGAGGCAAGAGGGGACAAAGUCAAGUGGGUGUUCACCUGGCCGCUCAUCUUCCUCCUGUGCGUCACCAUCCCCAACUGCAGCAAGCCCCGCUGGGAGAAGUUCUUCAUGCUCACCUUCGUCAUCGCCACGCUGUGGAUCGCUGUCUUCUCCUACCUGAUGGUGUGGCUGGUGACUAUUAUUGGAUACACCCUUGGGAUCCCCGAUGUCAUCAUGGGCAUUACUUUCCUUGCAGCAGGCACGAGCGUUCCCGACUGCAUGGCCAGCUUGAUUGUGGCGAGACAAGGCCUUGGUGACAUGGCGGUCUCUAACACCAUAGGAAGCAACGUGUUCGACAUCCUCGUGGGACUCGGCAUACCGUGGGGGCUGCAGACCAUGGUUGUUAAUUAUGGGUCCACGGUGAAGAUCAACAGUCGGGGUCUGGUCUACUCUGUGGCAUUGCUGCUGGGCUCCGUCGCUCUCACCGUCCUCGGCAUCCAUUUGAACAAGUGGAAGCUGGACCGAAAGCUGGGGGUGUACGUGCUGGUCCUCUACGCCGUCUUCUUGUGCUUCUCCAUAAUGAUAGAGUUCAACGUCUUUACCUUUGUCAACCUGCCAAUGUGCCGAGAAGACGAUUAAAACAGAGCCACUGUCCCUCGCCUGGGAGCUGUUCUGGACACUCCGGCGCUGGCGUCCUUUUUCCCUGCCCCUCCCCACCGCGGAUCUCUCCUGCAUCGGCCGCCACUGUCCGUUCUUUCAUCCAUGGGAAGAAAGCGCCAUCGUGGUCUCUGUCUGGUCACGGGCCAGGCUGCCAGGCGUCAUCCUCCUCCUUGGAGUUCUGCCCCCACAAAAAGGCAAGAUUCAGGGGCCACUGUUGGAGCAGCUUCGCAGACCUCAGAGCCGCCGGCCGUAGGUACAUGGCAUGUAUCUCCUCUCGGACGCUUGGAUCAGGAGGACUUCUGUAUGUGGGUUGUCUUUCUGUUGCACGACAGCCUCAGAAAUGAGGUGGUCGGUGAACACAAGGUCUCCUGGGGCAAGUGCAAAAUAGGAGCGUUGUUCUCAAGGGGCCCCUCUGGACCAGAGGGUGUGGGUUCCUUGAGCAGCAUGUGCUCCUUAGAGCUUCUUAAUCCUGCUGGAAGCACUCAAGGUUUGGAGAGAGUGAGGCUCAACCUGUUGGGAGUUUGGGGCCAUGACAACAAACACUCCACCCCUUUUCCUGGACAAAUUUGGAAGAAUAGAAACAGUUGUUCACAGCGGAAGAGAGAAAACAAGUGCUUACUCUUCUCACUUUCAUUGAUGCAUUCAGAGAAUGAGCAAUGACACAGUCAAAAUAAAAUGUCAGCUCUAGAUCAUCAUACUUGAAAAAUACCAUCGCAUACAAAGGACCUUGAUGGGGACCAAAAAGGUAAUACUUAUGGGAAACAAAUCCUACGUGUAUCAUGUUGCGUUGACACUAAGAUGUUUGGUUUGGAACAUAGAGAGAGUAGAAGACUAACAUCUAAAUGGGUGCUAACUCAGAGACACAGUGGAGAUAGUACUUUACAGCCAGCCGUUCAUUCCAGACCUCCUGUGGCAUGGGAUGCGCUGUCAGUUUCGGUUUUGUCAUUUCUUUGUUAAUGCCCUGCCCUCAACAUCACCCUGUUCAAAGACCCAAUUGUUUAUAUACCCAACAAAUUUCAUAGCCUGAUGAACUGGAAUGCGUGUGCCAGAAGUAAUGGCCAAUGACUAGAAGAGAGAUUUCCUGCGAAACCACCAAUUGCUCUCUGGUGAGCUGGAGGCAAGUAUGGAAACGGUAACUUGGAAAUUUUUAGAGCUAAGGUUCUUGAAUCUCAUCGUUUGCUAUGCAUGAAAGGCCAAAGACGGGAGGUUAAUUCAAAAAUAGAUAGAAACAUAUUAAACAAUUCUGACUGCUUCGUAGCUCUCAAAUAUAUAUUAAAAAGAUUUACAAACACAAACCAUUUGUGGUUUCUGAAAAGAAAGCACAAUUCAUUUUAUAGAGAGGUGUUCUUUUUUAUUUUUUUAAUGUUUCUAUUGCAAAGAGUCUAUCAGAUUUGAUGCACUUUUAAUACUGGGCUAUUUUGCACAGACGACUGUAUGGGGAAUGCCCCAAUGAUGGUACAAGGAAAGGAGGGUUUUAAUGAUUCACUGAUAAUUAGUCAUGGGUGAUGAGUGUAGAUCCAAUAGCUGAUUCUUUCCUGAGACACAGUGGUUGUAACUCGCAGUGGAAUCUGUGGCUGUGCUCUCUGUGGCCUCUGGAAUUUCAGAAGGAGGGCAUGUUUAAGCUUGUGUUCCUAAAAUUUCCUUAGCCUGAGCCUCAGACAGGACAACCCCAUCACCAGGUUUCUAUUCUGGAUCCUCAUCAGUGUUAGUAGCUACACCAAGUCAAGACUUCUCCUUUUGUUUCUCUUUCUUAGAUACUCAGUGGUCUUCCAGUUGAGGACAAGGGUCAUUUUCCUGAGAAAUUAGCUAAAUGGGCGGCCAGGGAGCCCCAGGCUUCAUCAGCAUAAACGUUUAGACGCAGAGGGUUUCAGAGUUGUGGGAACCACUCUGAGCCCGCAGAGAAUAGCCACCUGGUCUCCUUUGUCUUACAGCCUCAUCCAGGUUUCAGAGCAUAUCUGUCUCCGUUUUUGAAUCUCAAAACUGCCCUGUGAUGUAGGUAGGGAUUAUUUUCCCCAUUUAACAAGAAGUUCAGUCUUGGAGAGGUCAGGUGACUCUAGGUCAAUGGCUAGUUAGUUGCAAACAGGAGCUGAGCCCCAGGUCACCACCCGGCUCAGCCAGUCCAGUGUGUGGUCAUCCUUGGUCGCGCAGGCGUGGGUGUGUCCUUGUCCUUGGGGUUGGCCCUUAUUGUUUGAGUCAAAACUUCAUCACAUUUCUAACUGACAUCUGGAUGCUCUGUCUCCCACGCUAAUAUGUAUCCCUAUCCUAUGUCCCUAUUAUUUUCUGAUAAAGAUCAAAAAAUAUUUUUAGCUAGGCCGCAUGGGCCCUGCUGAGAGCCCUGCUGGUGCAGCAUCCUUGUGCAGCUUUCAGAGAACACACCCUCAUCACCCACCUCUUCCUCAGCAGAACCCAUCGGAGAUGAUAACUAUGCUGCAGUUCCAGUUUGAGACAAAAACUAAUGUUUCUAGUAUGUAGAACAGCCCUCCUGGCUAAUCCUCUCAUGACUUUAAUGUGCCAAUGUAACUUCCUUAAAGGAUCUAUGCAUUUAUUGUAUCUAGGAAACUAUAUAUACACGGUAGGUGAAGAAGUCUCUUUUGUAACUCAAUAUUUUUUCCAUUUCAAGUUUAAAGAAUUACUUGACUAAUUAGGCCUUCAUUUGAAAAAUAAUGCUUUCGUCACUGCACAGGGUUACUUCCUUUAUUUUAUUCCCAAAGCUAAUUAGCACAGGGUAAUUACUCUGCUAUGAAAAUAAGCAAUCUGAAAAAUAAACUUGGCUUUUUGAAUUGGGGGCAGAAAAAUGAACCCAGUGUACUCAGAUAGAAAAUGUCUAUAGACGCAGGAACAGGAGGUUCCUGGCAUCUCUGGUUUGGAUUUGCCUUUGCCAGCCAAGCAUAAUCGAGGGGAAGGUGUGCGGUGUCCUGAGAGCCUGGCCCUGGAGGAGGGCUCUGGAUCAGCUGCAGUGAGACUGAUGUUAAAGGCAGAUCAGAAUGGUCUCAUUCCCAUCCUUCCUGUAACCCACGGUCUCCCGACCUCCGUGUUCACCCGUGCGCGCCGACCUUGUGAGUUUUCCUCUGUUCAUUACCUGUUGCUCCUCCCCUCGCCCCACCUAUUACCGCUCGUUCUUGCUCCUCCAAAUGGCGCCUAGUGGUAAAGACCCAGCCUGCCAAUGCAGAAGACGUGAGUCACCAGUUCAAUCCCUG
Messenger RNA from Odocoileus virginianus texanus, 5047 nucleotides. It is a transcript of the gene SLC24A4, whose product is annotated as solute carrier family 24 member 4. The record is from RefSeq and is a predicted model, not a curated record. Gene Ontology annotation, biological process: intracellular calcium ion homeostasis; calcium ion transmembrane transport; sensory perception of smell. NCBI's taxonomy places the organism in Eukaryota, Metazoa, Chordata, Mammalia, Artiodactyla, Cervidae. Gene Ontology annotation, molecular function: calcium channel activity; calcium, potassium:sodium antiporter activity. Gene Ontology annotation, cellular component: plasma membrane.